Messenger RNA from Brachypodium distachyon (stiff brome), 1179 nucleotides. Its product is annotated as dnaJ homolog subfamily C member 28. The record is from RefSeq and is a predicted model, not a curated record. Lineage: Eukaryota; Viridiplantae; Streptophyta; Magnoliopsida; Poales; Poaceae. The transcript has 3 exons. The coding region runs from base 102 to 767 and encodes 221 amino acids.
CCAGUUCGGACGGUGGUCGUGUUAACUGCACCGCCUCAGGCGGCGGCGGCGGUCAGGUCCAUUCCCCCCCUCGGCCGCGUCUCUUCUGUGCUUCUUCUACCAUGGCAGUGGCGAUCUCCGUGGCGGCGCGCCGCCUCCUCUCGCGGCCCGCCCGCUGCUGCCGGGCUUUCUGGUCCGCAUCGUGGAGCGGGGACCCGGAGGCCUCCGCCGCAGCGUCCCCGUCGCCGUCGCCGGAGAAGAAGAAGAAGCUGCCUUCGUCAUCCGAGCACCGCCUCGCGGACGUGAGGGACGCCGUAAACGAACGGAAGCUCCCUCCCGAGCUCCGCGGCCGCCCCAACGCCGUCAGAUCUGAGACUGACAUAGUGAACGUUGUGGAACAAAGAAUAUGGCAUUCAAUGGAGGAAGGGCACUUUGAAAACCUACCUGGGAAGGGCAGGCCCCAGAACCUCACCACAAAUCCUCACGCAGAUCCUGCAGAAGACACCCUUUACAGGAUACUUUCGAAGAAUGGUUGUGCACCAGAAUGGGUAGAGCUUAACAAGGAAAUCCGUGGAAUGAUUGCGAGAUGGAGGUCAGUGUUGAGGAAGGCUUGGGCAAACCGCUGUGAACAAAAUGGUUCUACCUGGCACGAUGAUCGCAGGGCUCUACAGGAGAAAAUUCGCCAAAUAAACGACAAGGUUUUCCGAUACAAUCUUAUAGUACCCUUUGGACGGCAAAUGUCUGGUCUUAACUGGGACAGGGAGUUCGAAAAAUUGAAAUUGAAGUAAGGAAAGAGCACUGGGCUGCUGCUAGUCUACUAGGACAUGCUUUCAGAGUCUUGGAUUUGUUGUAUGUUAGUAACCUAGUUCGUCGAGUAGGAAAUCAAGAUAUAUAGUAUAGCCAGUAGAUCUUAUGCAGUUAUGUUUCUAUGAUUCAAACCCAACCCAUGGGAGUAAAGCUUUACAAAUUACACAAUAUUACAAGCGAUGGGAUCUUGAAUGCAUGGAGCUACAGGUGCACAUGGCACCCCCGGAAAAUUGGAGAUUUUUUAACCUUGUAGUCAUCAAUCUAAUUCUACUACGGAGGGAGUGCAUACAUCUGUUAAAAAUACGUGUAAAUGUAAUUUGAACUAUGAACAUUUAGUUUGGCACCCCAUUUAAUCCUACAUCAGCCACCGGCUAGAGGUGGUAACUUGAUGUA